GGACCUCCUCAAUGCCCACCUCUUGAACAUCAGACUCUGAGGCCUCAUCUUCACUGUCACUUCCCAACCUUGUUGAGGAUGGCUCGUUGUCAGGGUCAAAAAGACUCACAUUUGCCUGGAUAGCCACCAUUUUUUCAACCCUUGUAUCGGUCAGCCUGUUGUGUGCUUUUGUGUGUGUGUUCCCAAACAAGGACCAGUUGCACUCUGAGGCAGUUCAUGUUGGUGGGAUUUGGAGGAUGAUGGAGGCAACAGGGGAAAGAGCCUCAGAUCCACAAAGUCCCUUCCACCAGAUGGCUGAUGCGAUAUGUUGUCACGAGUUGCUUUGGCAGCUUCAAUGUGGUGCUCUUAUUCUUCUCACUUUGCUUGGUGAGGAGAACACUUCUGAGGGGUUAUUCCAGAAGGUUCUUGGCCAUGUCUCCCAGGCCUAGUGUUGAGCUCACAGGGUUCUUCUGGCCAGAGGUGAGCUGCAGUUCUGUGUGUUGGUCAUCAUUGCUGUGAGAUCAACCUAUCUGUUGACCCCUGAACCCGCAGUGCCCGUUAUCACCCAAUCAUCAUGGCCCCAGUGCCACCUGGCAUCCGCUUUUUGGCCUCCUUCAACAGAGACCAGUGGUACCGAGCCUUCACAUUUAGCCUCACCUUCCUGCUGUACACCAGCUUCCACCUGUCCAGAAAACCCAUCAGCAUCGUCAAGAGUGAGCUGCAUAAGAACUGCUCAGCUCUCAAUGAGCUCUCCACAGCCAGUAGUAGCCAGCUGCCAAACCUCCACACAGCUGCAGAGUGCAGCUGGAAACCCUUUGAUAAAAGCAACUAUAAGCAGCUGCUGGGAGCCAUGGACUACUCCUUCCUCUGUGCCUAUGCUGUGGGCAUGUUCCUCAGUGGCAUCAUCGGUGAGCGCCUGCCCAUCCGUCUGUACCUGACGUUUGGCAUGCUGAUGAGCGGCCUCUUCACCUGUCUGUUUGGCCUGGGCUACAUUUACAGUAUCCACAGCCUUGGUUUCUAUAUAUUUGUCCAGGUGGCUAAUGGCUUGGUUCAGACGACUGGCUGGCCCAGUGUUGUCACAUGCAUCGGGAACUGGUUUGGCAAGGGAAGGAGGGGUCUGAUCAUGGGCAUAUGGAACUCCCACACCUCGGUGGGCAACAUCUUGGGCUCUCUGAUCGCAGGCUACUGGGUCUCCUCCAACUGGGGCUUGUCCUUCAUCGUUCCUGGCCUCAUCAUUGCUGCCAUGGGAAUCAUCUGCUUCCUCUUCCUCAUUGAACAUCCAAAUGAUCUUAGAAGCAUCCAUGCUGUACAGAACCCUGCUCCCUGUAGCAACAAUCAAAAGCUGACAAAGAACUGGAAUGGGACAAAUGGACACAAGCAACUGUACCAUUCAUACAAACAGGGAGACAAAUAUGAGAACUGGGACACAGAGCUGCUGCUCCCUCAGGACAACAGUAGUGUUUCUGUCCCAGUACAGCAGGUGGUGGUGGUGAAGAGCGAAUCCGAGCCCUCGGCCAUCAGCUUCAUGGGAGCUCUACGCAUUCCGGGAGUGAUAGAGUUCUCGCUCUGUUUGCUGUUUGCCAAGCUGGUCAGCUACACCUUCCUCUUCUGGCUGCCGCUCUACAUCACGAAAACGGCUCACCUAGAUGCCAAGAAGGCCGGAGAUCUCUCCACUCUGUUUGACGUGGGAGGAAUUGUGGGGGGAAUAUUGGCUGGGGUCAUAUCUGAUAAGCUGGGAAAGAGAGCCACCACCUGUGCAUUGAUGCUGCUGCUGGCUGCUCCUAUACUAUAUGGCUUCUCCAUGAUCAGCGAGUUUGGACUGGGACCGACCAUAGGUAUGCUACUGGUGUGUGGAGGACUUGUGAAUGGGCCAUAUGCCCUAAUUACAACAGCAGUGGCUGCUGAUCUGGGAACACACAAGAGCCUCAAGGGCAAUGCCAGGGCCCUUUCUACUGUCACGGCCAUCAUUGACGGCACAGGAUCAGUAGGUGCAGCAAUAGGCCCCCUUCUGGCAGGAGUGUUGUCGUCACAGGGCUGGGAUCAGGUCUUCUACAUGCUGAUGGCAGCUGACUUCCUAGCACUGCUGCUGUUGCUGCGGCUGGUGAUGAAGGAGCUGACCUCUGGUAACGUGGUUAAACCUCGUUCUGGCAGCACCACUGUAGAGAUGAAGGAGCACUAAGCACUUUGCGCUAACUCCAGACCGAGAAGUGGAAAGACUGUGGCCCUCGCUCAGCACAGACACACUGCAUCCUAUACCACUACCCUGGACCGGACCUUUUAACUGAGAUGACCUGAACCCACCCUGCCUGUGGUCACCUCUCAACCUUAACCAAAUCCCUAUAAACCAGGGCCCAGUUAUCUGGAUUUUAAGUCAAUGAUUUGUCUGUUCUAUGAAUAUGCCUUUAAUACUAUCUGAUAGUUUUUGAAAAACUGAGCCCAAGAGCUAGACAAUGUUCACAAAGAGACAUAGACAAGCAACACUUCUUUCUAAAGGUCUGUUGUCACUGCGAGCUUGGCUGUAUCGCCGUCGAUUCAGCAGUAGCUGACAUGAACUAGUGUGUAGCAGCACCUAUUGGAACCGAAUGAAAGUUUAUGAAAGUUUAUGAAGAUUAAGUAGUGGAGUAGAAUAAGCAACCAACCAAGCCAUCCAGUCCCUCUGAGCACAUAACACUUUUUAUUUAGAUUGUUUUUAUAUACUUCUAGAGCAUAUUGGGCCCACUUCAGCCUUAUGUAACCAAAGAUUGUGGGGAAAUGCACAGUAAUUUAUAUUGAGAAAAAAAAACAUUCUGGUGGUCUAUGUAUUUUCUCUGUUUAGGAAGUAUAUGAAGGUACUGAUAUUUUGUGUUCCUAUAUGAUCAGCAAAUGAUGGUACAGUUUUAUGUUUUGGGACUUGAAUGCUAUGAAUGUAACAUUUUGUGUUUGAGUAUGGAAUUCUGCAUAUCAACUCCCGAGGAGGAUCAACCAUUUCUCAAAUCAGUUAUUUAUGCAGUGCAAUGUUAAACUGUGAUAUUUUUACUAUGUGUAGAAAACACCAAAUGCCAUCAUCCCAAACCUUAAAAUGCUCACAUUCAUUCUGCCUUUGUGAACAUUUUAAAGACGUUCCUGUGACUAAUGCUUCCUACCUCUGGGUUUAAUGUGCCAAAUGAGUGAAGAAAGGUAGCCUAUGUACCUUCAUGAAAAAGUAAUCUAUAUUCUUAUGAACUUUCAUUCUGGCAGAUGCCUGGGGCUGUGGUUAAUUCCAAUUCACUGCCCGUAUUUAACUGAAUUGAAAUGGAAGGGACCCCAUCCAGUAACGUGUCAUUGUUCUUUGUGGCGAUAGAGCAUUUCUUGGUGGAAGCUGAAUCAUUAUUGCAGUGCUUAAAUGGUAGUACUUGAAUUUUUUUUUUGGUGUUUGUUCAUUGGUCAGGCACUUGCUUUGUUCAGUUACUUGUCUGAUUCUUACCUGACUCAUAAGUACAGGGUCUUGGUGACAAUUGUCCAUUUCUGAAGAUAUCUUGGUAGAUAAAUAAAAAGCGAGUGGCUGUGUUGCUGAA
This is a messenger RNA of Oncorhynchus gorbuscha (pink salmon), 3512 nucleotides long. RefSeq names its product glucose-6-phosphate exchanger SLC37A1-like. Gene Ontology annotation, biological process: phosphate ion transmembrane transport; glucose-6-phosphate transport. Lineage: Eukaryota; Metazoa; Chordata; Actinopteri; Salmoniformes; Salmonidae. The coding region runs from base 554 to 2158 and encodes 534 amino acids. The record is from RefSeq and is a predicted model, not a curated record. Gene Ontology annotation, cellular component: endoplasmic reticulum membrane. The transcript is spliced from 20 exons. Gene Ontology annotation, molecular function: glucose 6-phosphate:phosphate antiporter activity.